This is a messenger RNA of Lizanozyma spartinae, 2928 nucleotides long. It is a transcript of the gene UGA3, whose product is annotated as Uga3p. Bases 1 to 2928 code for a protein of 975 amino acids. Gene Ontology annotation, cellular component: nucleus. NCBI's taxonomy places the organism in Eukaryota, Fungi, Ascomycota, Pichiomycetes, Serinales, Debaryomycetaceae. The record is from RefSeq and is a predicted model, not a curated record. Gene Ontology annotation, molecular function: zinc ion binding; DNA-binding transcription factor activity, RNA polymerase II-specific; transcription cis-regulatory region binding. Gene Ontology annotation, biological process: positive regulation of transcription by RNA polymerase II. The transcript has a single exon.
AUGUUUGUGAAUUAUGUUGCGUCUGAAAACGGGACUAAGCCGUUAUCGUCCGAUCCAAAGUCCGAUAAAAGCGAGCCCUUCCAUCAGAUAGAAACAAACAUCAUCAACUCCACCACCAAUGCCUAUCCGAUGGAGGCGAAGACUUCUGAAGACACCACGUUGGGCGCCUCCACCACCAGUAAUGUUGCACUAAUGUCGGCAGCGGCUCAUGAUCCGUUGAUCAAAAUAGAAACUCAUAAGGAUGUCACCAAGUUCAAGUACCAGGGGAAACUGCGGUCAGGGUGUAUAACUUGUAAGUCUCGUAAGAAGAAGUGUGAUGAGAGCAAACCUGUUUGUGGUGACUGUGCCAGAUUGAAAAUAGAAUGUAUUUGGGAACACAGUAACAUGUCUGCUGAAGAAGUACGUGCUAUUAAGGAGAAACUAUCAAACACCAUCAAGCUACGGAAGAGGAAACCGGCUUCAGAUUCAAUUCAGACCCAGACUCAGACUCAGACUCAGACUCAGACGCCGUCUCAACCUUAUUCGACCAGUCAGUUUCAUAAUCACAAGCAUCAAGAGUCUUCCAAACGAAUAAAGUCUGACCUCUUCGACGAACAACAAAGAAGAACUUAUGGAGCUUCUCCGGAUAUAAUUAAAGGGGCUUCUUAUUUGUCUGCUUCAGAGAGUUCUAUUGGUUCCCAUAUUCCUAGCACCAAGAUAACUACUUCACCUCCUGGCUCUGGUUCUGUAUCGUCUCCUCGGUUCCCUAGCGAUCUCAUAUAUCCUUUAGGUGGUUCUCCCCAUAUGCUUAACACCUAUGGAGUGUUUGCUGAGUCUUCGUCCCGAAGCACCACCUCCGCAAGAGAGCCUACUCCGUUGUCUCUUGAUGACCACAGGACGUUCUCCCAGAGAAGUAGACCAUUACAGAAAGAAGAAGAUCUUCGACAGGGUACAGCACCACCACCAGCCGCUGCUUCUGCUACACGACAUACUCUUCCCAAGCGAACUGACUACGAUAUACUGCAACAAAACUUGAGCAAACUAACGUCCUUAAACGCCCCAACACCACCUACUAUGGACUCUCCAAACACAGCACCAUUCAUGGAAGUAAGUCCAACUUCACAAUCUUUACAAUAUUCCCAACCAAGUGUUCAAAAUCAACAUGGUUAUAAUAAUAAUAAUAAUAUGGACCUCUAUCGAUACUUUGGUGACAAGUCUGUGCCUACGACUCCUAGUGCGUUCUGGUCUUUACUAAAGGACCUCUCCACGCAGAAACAGCACUCCAAUAAGAUCCAUUUUGUUGAUGAUGAAGGUAAUCCUCUUACUAGAGGUGAGGAUAAAGAUACUCAUGAUUUAGACUCCGAACCAGCUCCAUUGUCUGGAGAGUUUGAUCACAACCAACACCUUCAAGAGCUCAAGAUGUUUGAAGAGCAUCUGAACUUACACUUUAAACAAAGCAAUAAUAAUAAUCAAGGUGAUGAGAUUGUUUCAGUUGUAUCGAGAGAUAAAGACGUUGAUGAGUUAAGUAUUUUUGAUAUCUUAAUGAAGAACCAACACUUUGCGGAUUCAUUCAGUAACAUCUUCACUCCACUCCAUUACCAAAGUGUUCCAUUAUUUGAUAAUAUGCCCAGGAAUUCCAACUACUUGUACAAUUAUUAUGUUGAAGUUCUUUCCAAACGAGUUUCCAUUGCUCCAACAUCCCAGAAUGAAUCCAAUUCUUAUCAGAAGGUAUUUCUUCCGCUUGCCCAUGCAGAUAAGUCUGUAUUUUAUGCAAUUUUGGCGUGGUCUUCGUUCCAUUUAGGAGGUGAUUGGAUCCAAGAGGGUAACAAGUUCAUUGAAUUGGCUUUAAGACACAUGGUGGAUUCAGGGAACUCCAUAAAUUAUAAUGAAGAACAAUUUAGAAAAUUGGAUCGAAAUUCGGUGGUUCAUCAGUUUGCUACGCUUUUAAUUCUUUGUGGAGCCGAGAUAUGUAGAGGAGACAUUAGAAAUUGGUCUGAAUAUUUGAAAUGGACUUCUAAGUUACUUCGAGCUCAAGGUGGUAUACUUAAUUUCAACAGAACUAAAGAGGAACACUGGUUAAUCUCAAAUUUUGCUUAUCAUGAUGUUCUAGCAAGUUCCAGUACCGUUAGAGGGACAUAUUUCCCUCUGGAAACCUAUGAAUUGGUAUUUGAAGAUCGUGAGGGCCAUUCCAAAGGUAAUCUUAAUCCAUUAUUGGGUAUUUCCAAGAAUUUAUACCGAAUUAUUGGUAACAUUAGCACUUUGGCUUAUGAAUCGUCUCAACAUCUUCAAGCCUAUUACAAUCGAGAUAUACCUAAUGAUGUUGAUGCUUCUGAGUCUUAUUCAGCCAUAGCUGGGGGGACGAAACUAUCAGAUGAUUGUGGUGUUGAUUAUCCAGUGUCUCUAGAAGGUGAUGAACUUGAUAGCCAAUCGGAUGCAAGUGAACAUACUCGGAUCAAUAGUUUACUUACUGGAGUGCUUAAUCGUGCCAAAGAACUUGAAAAGGAAAUCGAUGUUGCCAAACCUGAUUCCAAAGAUCUUAUUGCCUUGACUGAUGAAGAACUUGAGUUACAACUUACAUUGUUUGAAUCGUUUCAAAUAAGUACCAAACUAUUCCUUAGACAGCUGAUCAUGAAAUGCAAUCCUUCGGCUUUGGAACUGCAAAUCCUAAACAAUCAUUUGGUUAAAUGUAUUGAUAUUUUACUUGGAACUCCAGUAAUGGCAUCGUUGGUGUUCCCGGUAUUUAUUGCUGGUAUCCAUUGUGUCACACAACACGAUAGGAAGCUAAUGGCCAAUAGAAUGGAGGCAUUUAUGAAGCUAUAUGGAGAGUGGAAUAUUAGAAGAGUUAAAGAUGUCAUUGAAAGAGUAUGGGAAACUAAUCCUAACGGUGAUAAUGUUGUUGAUUGGUUUGCCAUUUUGAAAGAGUUGAAAUGGGAUAUCAAUUUUGCUUAA